AUGCUGGUAGUUGAUACAAGCACCCAAACGACACAUUCCACAUUAUCAGAAGAGGUCAUCGAAGAAGUUAUAGCAUGUGCACGUUAUGGCGAAUUAGAAGAGUUGAAGACUAUCAUAAACUCAUUUCCUGUCACACAUCUUGAAUUAAAGGACAACCUAGGAAAUACUGCUUUACAUAUGGCAAGUGCUAAUGGACAUUUAGAGAUCGUAGAAUUCAUAAUACAAACAUUGGGAUCAUAUCUAGAAAAAAUUAUAAACAUACAAAAUGAUUCAGGGAAUACACCGUUGCAUUGGAGUGCUUUAAAUGGUCACGAAAAAGUAGUCGAACUAUUAAUUAAAAAUAGGGCGGGAAGAACCCCAAUGUUUGAAGCUCAACAGAAUAAUCAUGAAAAAGUAAUAGAAUUUUUAUUGGCAAAUGUGGAUCCCGACAAAGAGGAAGAAUCCACUACAACAGAAAAUGAUGCAGAUACAUAUUAA
Messenger RNA from Rhizophagus irregularis DAOM 181602=DAOM 197198, 477 nucleotides. The record is from RefSeq and is a predicted model, not a curated record. Lineage: Eukaryota; Fungi; Glomeromycota; Glomeromycetes; Glomerales; Glomeraceae.